This is a messenger RNA of Polistes canadensis, 1903 nucleotides long. Its product is annotated as soluble calcium-activated nucleotidase 1. The coding region runs from base 150 to 1349 and encodes 399 amino acids. Gene Ontology annotation, biological process: proteoglycan biosynthetic process. The record is from RefSeq and is a predicted model, not a curated record. The transcript has 4 exons. Gene Ontology annotation, molecular function: calcium ion binding; GDP phosphatase activity; UDP phosphatase activity. Lineage: Eukaryota; Metazoa; Arthropoda; Insecta; Hymenoptera; Vespidae.
CCUAUCCAUUCAGCAGCGCCACGUUACGUUCAACAUUCACUAUGUAGAUAUUUUAAGGUUAACUUAUAGGUUAAGUUUUUUGGUGUCUCUCCUUUUUCUAUCUCUCCAUGUCUUUUUCUCUUUCUGUAUAAAAUUUUGGUUUCAAUGUGAUGAUAAGAUUUCGAAUGAAGAACGGGAAAAGAGAAAGUAUGUCAUAUUUGCGCGAUUGGAGACAAGCAUUACGUGCUCCCCACGUUUACCGAGUUGCUAACAGUACUUUUUAUAUUCAAAGACAAUUUUUAGGAUUAAUAUGUCUUUUAUUGUGCGUUCCACUACUACUUCUGAUUUAUCCUUUUUUUAAUAAUGUCAUUUGUACGCCUGUCACUCAUCAACCCUUGUCUCAAUGUCGGUAUUACAAAUACAAUAAAACAUACCCAUCUACUUCACCUAUCAGAACAGCUAAAGGUAUCACUUAUAGAAUAGCUAUGGUCAGUGAUUUAGAUCAUGACUCCAAAAUCUUAGAUUCUAAAAAUACCUGGCAUAGUCUUAUGAAGACUGGUACUCUAUUCUGGAAUCCAUCUACAAAUUAUAUUUCAAUACUCUGGGACGAUAGGACUCUUGUGUUAUCUUCAUCCUUAGCGAUGAAAGAUAGAGGCAUGGAAUUGUCUGAGUUGAUCACCUUUGAUGGUCAUUUAUUGUCAUUCGAUGAUCGUACUGGGUUAAUAUAUAAUAUCGAAGACAAUCAGGCUUAUCCUUGGGUCAUCUUAUUAGAUGGCAAUGGCAAAAAUCCAAAAGGAUUUAAGUCUGAGUGGGCAACGGUUAAAGAUGAACAGUUGUACGUUGGCAGCAUGGGGAAAGAAUGGACCACACCGUCUGGAGAAUACGAACACAAUAAUCCUCAGUGGAUCAAAAUAGUUUCUCCUAGAGGAGAAAUUUCCUCUGUAAAUUGGAUUUCAAAUUAUAAGAGAUUGAGGCAAGCGAUUAAUAUUGAAUAUCCAGGGUAUAUGAUACAUGAAUCAGGAGUAUGGAGCGAUAUACACAAAAGUUGGUUCUUUUUACCAAGAAGAUGUUCCAAGGAACGUUACAACGAAACCAAAGAUGAGACGAUGAGCUGUAAUGUUCUAUUAAUUGCGGAUGAAAACUUUUUAGAUAUUAAGGUUAAAAAGAUUGGUGAAUUAAUUCCUAUUAGAGGCUUUUCGAGUUUCAAAUUUUUACCAGGAACCGAUGACACCAUCAUAAUCGCAUUAAAAACGGAGGAAUACCAGGGGAAAACGGCCACCUAUGUUAUGGCAUUUUCAAUUGAUGGUAUUAUUAUAAUGCCAGAAGUGAAAGUAACGGAUAAGAAAUUCGAAGGAUUUGAAUUUAUAUGACGAUUCCUAUGAUAUUAUUAAUAGUAUUAAUUAUAAAUAAGUGUAAAAAAAUCUCUAGAAAAUCAUUUUAUACCAAUGCAGGAAAAGAAAACUAUUUGACUUGUAACAGUAUUUGAAAGUAUAUUGUCCUACGGCUUGGACAGAGGUACCACUUAUGUUUUCAUUUAUAUAGAAUAAUAGUUAAUUCGAGAUGAUAAAAUUCACAAUAUCUUAAAUGCAAAUUUUAAAAAAUGUAACAGAAUUGUAAAUAUUUUAUUGCAUUGUAAAUAUUUGCAUACGUACUUAUGUAUAUAUACUCAUUGAAACAAUUUUGUCAUUCACGCUUCGUAAGUUAGCAAUGAAGUUAUAAAUUUUUGAAAAAAAUAUUAUUUUUGGGAGGAAACAAAUGACGUUAAAUUUCUGUAACGUUGAGGGAUUUCCAACUGAUCGUUAUGUACAAUUUUAUAACUUAUCAAAUCAAACGAAAACACUCCUUCAAUGCCAAAGAUAAUAACUUUGACGUUUGUUGUCACAGAAUAAUAAUAGCAUAAAAAAUAAAUUUGAAUUCUUCGAAA